Messenger RNA from Rhineura floridana, 10681 nucleotides. It is a transcript of the gene NSMF, whose product is annotated as NMDA receptor synaptonuclear signaling and neuronal migration factor. Gene Ontology annotation, cellular component: nucleus; cytoplasm. Gene Ontology annotation, biological process: regulation of neuronal synaptic plasticity; positive regulation of neuron migration. Bases 176 to 1819 code for a protein of 547 amino acids. The transcript is spliced from 16 exons. The record is from RefSeq and is a predicted model, not a curated record. Lineage: Eukaryota; Metazoa; Chordata; Lepidosauria; Squamata; Rhineuridae.
UCCGGCUCCUCCUCCAGCGCCACUCGCGGAGUCCGCCUGGGAGGAGUAGGAGGACUGAGCACGGCCCACCGAGGCGGCAGCAGCGCCGGCGACGAGGGCAGCCUGGCCCCAGGUGGGGGGCGGCAUGGGCGGUGGCGGCUCCGGGCGGUGGCGGCGAUGAGCCUCGAGGAAGACGAUGGGCACGGCCGUCUCCAAGCGCCGCUCGCUCCGCAACGAGGCCGUGGCGUCGGUGGCGGCCAAAGUCAGAGCGGCAAGGGCCUUUGGUGAUUAUCUCUCUCAGAACCAUCCGGAAGGCAAGAAUGGCUCAGAUCACCUGCUGGCGGAAUCCUAUGUCGGGCAGGAGGACUCCCCGGAGAUGCACCAGGGAGCCCAGAACAAGCGCCGCCUGUCGCUCCUUUCUGACGGCAAGUUUGAGAGGAGCUUCUCGGAAGAGCACGGGGAGAAGCUGGCAGGUGACGGCCCCAAGCCGCGGGUCUACACCAUCUCUGGCGAGAGGCCCAUGCUCUCCCAGCACCAGAGCAUGGAGCUGGUGGUCAUCAAAGGGGCUGAGGCCGUGGAGGACGAGGACGAGGAAGACUGUUCCCAGGGACAGCCCCUCCAAACCACCGGCAGCUCCCACAACAUUGGAAGGCCCUGCAAAGCCAGUUGGGCCAGCAGCCGCCAGGGCUCCAAGGAGUGUCCCGGCUGCGAGGCUCCAUCUCAGCAGGCCUGUGACCUAGAGCAUCCUCACCACCACCACCACCACCAUCACCACCAUCACCACCACCAACAGCAGCAACAGCAGCAGCAGCAGCCCAGCGAGACGGGCUGGCGCCGGAAGAAGCUGGAGAGAAUGUAUAGCGUGGACCGCGUGUCAGACGAUGUCCCCAUCAGGACCUGGUUUCCCAAAGAGAACCUCUUCACUUUCCAAACAGCUACAACAACUAUGCAAGCUAUCUCGGCAUUCAGGGGCUACGCAGAGAGGAAGAGGAGGAAGCGGGAGAAUGAUUCUGCGGCUCUGAUCCAGAGAAACUUCAGGAAGCAUCUCCGCAUGGUGGGGAGCCGCCGCAUGAAGGCGCAGACCUUUGCUGACCGCCGAGAGAGAAGCUUCAGCCGGUCCUGGAGUGACCCCACGCCCAUCAAGCCCGAAAACCUCAAUGAUUCCCGAGAAAGCCAUGAGCUCCAGGACUCCUGUGGCGCACUCGACAAGGGGGUCGACUUGAACUGGGAGGCAGAGAAAGAGCUGGAAGGUGCGGCUUGCAGCGGGGAGGACUUUUUCCCGCCCAAGAUCAUGCUCAUUUCCUCCAAGGUGCCCAAGGCGGAGUACGUUCCGACGAUCAUCCGGCGGGACGACCCGUCCAUCAUCCCCAUUCUCUACGAUCACGAGCACGCCACCUUCGAUGACAUUCUGGAGGAAAUUGAGAAGAAGUUGAACAUCUAUCGGAAGGGCUGCAAAAUUUGGAAGAUGCUGAUUUUCUGCCAGGGCGGCCCGGGCCACUUGUACCUUCUGAAGAAUAAAGUCGCUACCUUUGCAAAAGUAGAGAAGGAGGAGGACAUGAUCUAUUUCUGGAAGCGGCUUGGCCACCUGAUGAGCAAGCUGAACCCGGAGCCAAAUGUCAUUCACAUCAUGGGGUGCUACGUGCUCGGGAACCACAACGGAGAGAAGCUGUUCCAAAACCUGAAGAACCUAAUGAGCCCCUGUCGCGUUACAUUUGAAUCUCCGCUCGAACUCUCUGCUCAAGGGAAGCAAAUGAUUGAGACUUAUUUUGACUUCCGCCUUUACCGCCUCUGGAAGACCCGGCAGCACUCCAAGCUUCUGGAUUACGACGACAUCUUGUGAAGCCAGACCCACGAUGGCUGAGAGCGGUCGGUUUUAUUGAAGUCCCACACGUCUGAGCGUCGUGCAGAGAGGGAGAGGGACCUUUUCACGGGGAAGGCCCCGAGAGCCCCGCCUGGGGUGGUGGUGCUGCAGAGCUGAACAAGAGCGCUGUCAGGAUGUCGAGAGACUUAGAGAGAAAGCAGCCUGCUAAGCUGGGGCGCGGCUCAGCCCCGCACACACGUCUGAUGGAGGGAAUGCUGUCGAACAGGGCAGGACGGGAACGUCCUCACGGGACUGAGCUGAUUUUAGGUCACAAAGGGCCAAACUCCACUUCAGGUCCUUUUUUAAAAAAGACAUUCCAAGCUCAGGUUUUCUUAACUACAAAAACUCGACGGAUCAUCUUUUGUUUCUUCUUCUUCUUCUUGCGCUACUGGAUAAGGCGAGCCUUGUCUCUGUGCAGCACCUUCCGGUUUCACGUGUGGGUGUUGCCUCCCUUUUGCAGGCCUAGAACGCCAUACUCAACCCUGUGUGCUUUGGAGAUGCAAGGUCUGAAACCUUCGUGUCGAUGAAAGGAAGUUCAGACUUUAAAAUCAUGUCCGUUUUAAUAGGAGAAAUAUACCUAUACAUUAUAUAUAUAUAAAUAAGUGCAAUUUUAUAUGAAUAGAGAGAAAAUUUAAUUUAGCUAAUGCCGUAAACCCACGUCAGUAACCAAUAGAUGAGAUAUUUUUGGUCUGCUUGAAAAUAUAUUUGAAAUAGUAAUAUAUCUUCUGUAGACAUAUAUAUAUGUAAUCACCAGCAGGAUGUUUUUUUCCACAAGCUUUUUCACAGACCUGCAUGUCUGCCAUGUUUGGUUUGAUUUCCAGAUGAGCUGUGGAAGGACCUUUUAACUGUAGUUCUCUUAAGAGGGUCCAGUUGUUCGUUCAAGCAGUCUCCAUAUUUUCCUGUUUUGGCAGAAUGAAAGCUUUUGCCAACUGUUUUUCGUUUAGAAAUACGGUGACAUGGCCGAAAUGGAUCUUGGUCCGUUUCCGUAAGUGUGUAUAUAUAUAUAUGUAUAUAUAUAUAUAUAUAUAUAUAUAACAAACUAGAAAUGAAUAGCCAUCUUCAAAAGACUCUCUUGCUGCACUUAAACUUGCUGUUUUGAUUGUUUUCUUUUUUCCAAAGACAGAUUUGAAUACAUGGGCUGCUGUAUAGGAUUGGGGGAAUGUCUGCCGUGAUGGCUGGAUGUCAGAGGGAAUGUCCUCUGUUUGUGUGCAGUGCAGGAUCUAAGCACAGGGAUGUGGUAUAUUCCUCGUUCUUCCCCUUUAGCGCAGAGAAGGGAAUUUGCCUGCAGUGAAUUGGCAGAGCAUAUCUGCGCUCUAAUCACGCGCUGGGCUUGUCCGUUGUCUGUGCUCGACCAUCGCUUGGACAAUCCAGACCUGUGCUUAUUACCUUUUGGAAGAAAUACUUUGAAAUAGCUCUACAUUUUUAGUUUUUUGUAGUUCUCCUGUUCAGGUGAUACGAAUCCCUGGAGGAAUCUGCACUCCCUGAUCAAGGUGCAGUUUCCCUGGUUAGUUUGAGCAGAGUUUCUCUUUUUAUGUUGUUCUUUCUAUGAAGUAGGAUGAUUUGGAAGAGACUUGAUUGGCUUCCCCUAUUUUUCUUAGUUUUUAAGAAGAUUGUGAAGACAAGGAUAAUCCUGUAAAUCUUUCUUACGGUAAAAUGACAACCUCACUAUCGACAACCGCGCAACCGCAAGUUCUCCCUUGUGGCAAUGGUCUCCAUUUACUUUUGCUGUUUAUAUGAACUGAUGAUUGCCCCCAGGGCAGAUGACUGAACCACAACCCUCAUUGUCUGUCUAUUAUUGUGCUAAAAAACUUGUCCAAGAAGUGGGGUUAAGAGACCAGGUAGCAAAAGGAUGACUGCAAAAUUCGCAUUGUUGAAACUUCAGCAGACACUUCAGAUUUUAGAAUUUUUCUCUUUUGAAUGUAAAGUUAAUUUUUAAGAACAUUUUUUUCUAAAAAAACAAAACAACCUGAAGUCUUUUUUUGGGGUACAUUUAUAUAGCAUCAGUCUUCUACCCCCGUCUCUCUCUGCAACAGCAUUCUUAAUUGAGAAUCUUAUACAAAAUUCUAAAUGUGAUCAUAUAAAUUUGGGUUUUACACAGGACACCCAAGGUGGGGGCAUUUGUUGAUUUCUUCCAUCCCAUGCUCUAAAACAAUUACUAUCAAGAGCUGAAGUGUAAGAGGUUCCGACAAUUAACAAUUCAAGAACAAUAGUGAGACACGGCUUUUUUAGCAGAGCAAACAUUUCCCCACAGACAAUUGGUUGCUUGCUGUUUGUUACAGAAGACAGGGAACAAGGCUUUGGUUCUGUUUUUGUCUGGAUAUCUAUUGUAGACUGCCUGUGAACAUGGAGGCUCUAUUCUUAGCCUUCAUAGACCUGACCGCCAUAAAACCUAUGUUGGUCCUUCUUAUUUUUUUUGUAUUUUUAAAGUCCUGCCUGCUGGCGGAUGUUGAAACAUGACUAGCAGCUACAUGCUUCAGUUUCCUAGAUUAUCUCAGUGUGGGAGAAAGUUGUGGGCAUGAAAUGGCCCUUAGCAGCACCGCCUUGUGGAUAUUGUAGAAUUAUGCUGUUGGAAGGGUCUUGGUGGAGCCAGUGGCUGUUUUUUUUUUUAGCACUUCCUAGGAGAGGGGUGAGUUUAUACCCCCUCCCUGGACACCUUUUCCCCUUCACAAAUACUUGCUGCUUUGUGAUCAGAAAGUGUUUCCUUACAUUUAAACGGUGGCGGCUGGUGGCUCAAAGUUUGAACUCAAACCUGGAGCGGCUUCCACUGCCCCACUGACAUGGAGCUACCAGCCACCACUGUAUAUAAACCAGAUCUACCUCCCUAUAGUUCAAAGACAUUUGCUCUUUUUCUCAGGCAGCAGGAUGAGCAGUUAAUUCUUCCAUCUCCUCCUCCGCCUUACCAGUCUCUUCCCUAUCCCCAUUUUGACCAGGCAUUUCCCCUUCUUUCAGGCUUUCCUGAAUUGCAGUUCAUCUUCUGCAGACCCCUUUGCAAUCUGUUACAACUCUCUUGUGAAUCUGUUCUCAAGGCUCGACAUAUCCCUUCCUGACGUCUAGGAAUGCAGGGCUGAGUUCGCUAUUUUGAAAAAGAAGUUCUUCGCCCUAGAAGCGUACGGCACUCUUUUUUUUUUUUAACUACUUCACACUGGAAGCUCAGCCUUAGAGAUUUUGCUGCAAGGAGCAAUUUUCUAGCCCUUAAGGAUGGGAUGACAAGUCUCUAACAUCGCAGGCAGUACCUGGUGACCACUCUUGCGUGAUGCAAUGAAAACAGAUAGACACACACACAUCUGUGUAUGGAUAUAAUUAUGAUUGACAAAACAGAGGUUUUUAUUUUUCUAGCAAAAUGUUUCAGUUUCUGCCUUCAUCAGCUGCUAACAUACACAUGUAAUGAUGCUAUUACCAAGGUAGCAGUUAUAGAGCUUUGAGAAGGUAAUGCUCAUUAGGGGAAGCUAAGCGAUGAUGGUGUUUGCCUCCAGGUUGAGCCAUGUGGUGCCAAUGGGUCCAGGGUGUGUAUCCAGAAGUUCUUCCUCUUAGUUAAGGUCAUUGGAUCUGUUGGCAUCUCUAUAGCUAUUAUAGAUAAGUCUUUGCUUUAUUUAUUUUGUUUAACAACGUUUAUAUCGCUUGAUUGUAAAAAGAAACAAAACCCUCUAAGUGGCUUCCAAAAAAAAAAAAACAUUAAAAAGUGUCAGUAAAACAAUUACAAACAAGCACUUAAAACAUUUUUAAAACGAUAACUAACUAAAAAGAUGACACCACGUCAACGUCUAUGUGUCUGGGUAGACUUGUGUGAAUGAAUUUUUUUUCAGCAGGCACCUAAAGGAAUACAGCAAAGGUGCCUGCCUGAUGUCAAUAGGCAGGGAGUUCCAAAGAGGAGCGCUGCCAUGCUAAAAGAACAUUUUACAGGUGUCACUUUAAUACUUGUUCAACGCUUGCAAGAAAUCAUCCUUUAGUGAGGCAGCACCUAUUCUUUGGAACUCCCAGCUGACGUCAGGAAGCGGGCACGUAUGAGGUUUUAACGUUUUGCUAGAAAAAUAAAAACCUCUGUUUUGUUAAUCACAAUUAACAUGUAUAUAUUUUAAAGAGAUUAACAGAAUCCUUACAGGGAUCCAGAGCAAGCUUGGGUGAAGUUUUGCUUGUUGCUUUUAAAACUGUCUGUCAAACACCAGCUUUUCUUUGAGCAGAAUGCACAUUCACUCGGCGCAGAAUUGAUUUUUGGUUCAUGAACGCAGGGUUCAUGAAGAACUCUAUUGAAUGAUAGUGGAGAAAGCCACAUUGAAACACUCCCCGUCUUUAGAGUAAAGUUUGCCAUAACCCCCGAAGAGGAAACAUAACAAGCGGCCUUAUACAGAGUCAGAUCCAUUGGUCUGUCUAGCUCAGUACUACCUACAUGGACUGGCAGCAGCUCUCCAGCGUUUCAGAUAGGUGUCUUACGCAGACCUUCCUAGAGAUUGCACCUGGGACCUUCUGCAUGCCAGGCAGAUGGUCCAUCACUGAGCUAUGACCCUUCCCCCCCAAAAAUUAGGAAGCUGCCUUACAUCAAGUCAGACUGUUGAUCCAUCUAUUCAGCGUUGUCUUCACUGGCCGGCAGCAGCUCCCCAGAGGUUCAGACAAAGUUCUCUCUCAGCCCUGCCGGGGAAUCCAGGGAUUGAACUGGGGGGCAUUCUGUAUUCAAGGCAGCUCUUCCACUGAACUGUGGCCUUGCAUCUGUCUCAGAGGCAAUGCUGCCCGCCCACUUUCCCCUCCUUUCAAGUAGAAGCAAUUCAUUUGGAUAUAAUCUUUAUUCAUCUGCUGCAUAAAGAAAUUCUAAGUGCAUUACAGGAGAUCAACCACUUGCAAGCUCUCCAAUUUCAUUUUUUUAUUUUUUGCCAAUUUGCUUCAAAAUAAAUGCUCAGCCGUCCCCAACACGCAUUUGAAUGACGGCACUGGAGAGCAUUCCAUGCCGGUCAUGAAAACAGAAGCCAAACAAGGAGAAGCGAUUCCUAAGUAGGAGUACCCCCCGUGUUUAACUUUUAAGACAUACUUUAUCUUCCUCUUGUGAUGCUGCUUCAGUCUCCGGGAUGUGAAGCUGGUACAAUUGCCGUUAAAUCCUGUGGGGAUUUUUUUAAAGGGAAUGUAGAACCUGCCUUAUCAGAGCAUUGGGUCCAUCUAGCUCAAUAUUGUCUACACCGGCUGGCGGCUCUCCCAGCAUUUCAGGCAGGGGGUCUUUUCCAAACCCUACCUGCAGAUGCUGCUGGGAGUUGAACCUGGGACCUUCUGCGUGCAAAGCAGAUGCUCUGCCACUCAGUUACUGCCCUACUCGAGAGUAGACGGGCCCUCCUCAGUUUUUGGAGAGUCCCCACGUGCCCUCUCUCCCACCCAAGUUCCCCAUGGCAAAAGCCUCCAGCCUACCUAAAUGUCUAUGUGCCCUUUGAACAGAUCAGCUGGUAGCGGGGGAAAUCCUUGCUAGGAGAGUUUGCUUCUUGUAACCAGCUGGAAGGAAUGGGCAGGGGAGAGUCAGCAGGCUAGACCCCUUGGUACUAGUCAAAAGAGGGAAAGGAACUGGGGAGGUGGGGGUCUUUCAUCCCCCACAAUUUCCUGCCUCUCCUGCUGCAUCUUUCCAUGCACCCCCUUAGUCAAGACUCCCACAUUUAUACUGGCGGCAGUCAAUCGAGGGGGUGCCUGGAUAUUAUCAGGGUUCCAGGACUAACAGAAAUACCUCCCCCAUCAUUUCCCCAGGGAGGGAUUUGGUCAAUUUGCCCUGUCCCCUGUUCAUGGUUGUGCUACCAGGCUUGCUCGGAAGUUCUUUCUUAGCAAGACAGAAGGAGACAAUUUUUAUUUUGCACAACUUCCUCUUGAUGCAACCCAAGCAGGCAUCUCGGCGCAUUGGGGGAAGAGAUUGGCGCCAAGCAAAAGUUCUUUGCUCCUAUGACAUUCGUACAUGUCCUUUAGGAGUCUCCAUCUUGAGCCAGACCGUGGGUUCACCUAAUCCAAGAUUGCCUAUCCUGAAUGCCAUCAGGUCUCCAAGGUUUCAGGAGGAAAAGGCUUACCUAGCCCUGCUUCUGGGCGUUCCAGGAACUGGAUCUGGGGCCUUCGACGUGGGAAGGAUGAUUUUCUCACUGAGCUACAGCCCCUUGACCAACACGAGUUACCACUCGACACAGUCAACUACCUUCUUCCUAAAGUCCCAUCGUGGUAGCUGUUCUAUGCUUCGAUCCUGGGAAGCCCAAAGCAGCAAAGAACCUUAAUGGGGACACCGUUUUAAUUUUUGGCCACUAUAUAUCUCUGUUUUUAAGCUUCUCUGAGCUUGUGGCAUGGAGAAAUCCCACGCCGCAAGGUCCACGCUGGAUUGUAAAGCUGUGAAUCUCUGAACUUUGGCCCAAGCUUCCAGCUUUUAAAUAAUAAUAAUAAUAAUAAUGGAGGUUUUGAGCAGUGAUUAACUGACAAGCAGGCAUUUUAUGCCCACUCCAAAGCUGAUUACAACUGAUAGUUUGUUUUGUUUGUUGCUGACCAGGAAACAGGACUGUACUUUGUAUUGGUGUUCCUUUAGGACUUACCCGCUCCAGUAUACAGCAAUAACACAUCAUGGGGAUCUCUUGUGACAAUAACCCUGUUAUUUCUGGCCUUUGGUCCUGUGAGCACGUCCAUUUCGUGAGGUCCCCUCCACCUGGUGUCUUACGAUCUCGAUCCCUGGGAUGAAUAUAACAAUUGCUUCCUUUCUACUGAGCAUGAAUAGCAUCCUGGCUCCAAUGCAACUAUGAGCCUCAGGCUUUGGACAGGCAGAACGUUAGAUUUUGCCCAGUUCCUAGAGUUUUGGACACACAGAUAUAGAAGUCUGUGGUUUGUUGGCUGCCUUGCCAUUUUCAAGUGCACAAGGGGGAUCACUGAGCUGCUCUGAGCAUCCACAUAGGCUAUAGAGUGUAUUUUGCCAACACAACUACAACCUCAGCGAAAUGUCCUCAGGACCUCCCAGUUUGGGGGGUAAUUAGAAGGUUGGGUUAAUCCAAACGGGGCACUGAGAGAGGUGGACUUAUCAGGAAGGAUACUGUGUUGGUCAAUAGAUUUUUUUUUAAUCACCAAGACAUGGUCAAUGGCAUCCUGCCCUAGAUACACCGAGGGAGAUCUUCAAUUAUUUGGGGAGACUUACAGAAGAGAUAUAGUGUGGCAUAGUGGGUAGAGCACUGGCCAUUGACCAGGAAGUCCCAAGUUCAAAUCCUCCCUCAGCUAUGAAACUCAUUGAGUGACCUUGGGCCAGUCACUAUCUCUCAGCCAAACCUACCUCACAGGGUUGUUGUGAGGAUAAAAUUGUGUGUGUGCACAUGCGUGUGUCUUGGGGAGGGGGAAGAACCUUGGAUGCUGCUGUGAGCUUGUUGGGGGAAAGGGCCGGAUAAAAAUACAACAUAAAUGCAGACAAGAAAAAUACAAAGUCAAGAUUUUUGUGUCUAGAUUGCCUGGUGGCGGAGAGAGUUUUGGAAAUUCAUGGAUGAAGCCCCCGAUAUUGGAAAGCUUUUGAGAGCUGGUCCUGGGCUGCUUUGCAGUUUCCUGUUAUGCUUUUGAUGAAAAACACAAGGCAUGAUAAAAAAAACACAAAGGACUUGGAACUAAUUUUUGCAUGUAAGAAUUGCUAUUUUCAACACAGCCAUUUCCACUGCAGAAGAAACUAGCCACUUCUUCUGUAAUCAAAUGACGGCUUGUCUCUUCUGCAGUGAGAGAUGCUAAAAGAAUGUGGCCCACGUGGUACCCUUCAGAUGUUGCUGAACUAAGUUCCUAUCAGUCCUAGUGAUCAUGAUCUAUGGUCAGGGAUUAUGAGAGUUGUAGUCCAACAGCAUCUGGAGAGCGCCACAUCAGUUACCUCCACAGUAGCGUUCCAGUAAUAUGUGGUUCUCUCCGUAACAGCCACUGAGCUCAGGGGUAUAGGGUGAGGUCUAUGAACAUGAGAAUUGUCUUGCUGGAUCCCACCAAGGCCACUGGUAUAUCCAAUGUGGCACUGAGUUAAAGUCACAUAGUGUUCUACUUAUUCCAUUGGGCAAAUGUUUUGCACCAGUGGAACACUGUUGUGCAAGAGAAUGCAUAAAUCAAUCUGCUGGUGAAUUUUGUAGUGGAACAGAUUGCAAAUCUCUUGCACAGCGAUUCUCUGCUUUUGCGACUAUUGAGUUGGAUUCCUCUGUUGUGCAACAUUAAACCGCACCCACUGGCUAGAGCCCUUGCGCUAGUGCAGAGAUGUCCAGAAGGUGAUCUGCGGACCAACAGUGGCCUGUGAGCUUCAUUCAUGUGGCCCGCGGCAUGUCCUCAUUGAGUAUCCAUAUUGAAUUGUACUUGUAUUUUCAUUGCUUCUUUUAAUUUCUUCCGUCGUAUUGCCAUUUGAGUGCCAUGGAAUGCAGAUUUGUAGUACAGUAAAGCAAUGAAAUUAGACUUAAAAAUCAUGCAGCACUUAGCAGAACGCCUUACAGCGGCUACAACCGACGGAACCAUCGUUAAAUGGUCCGUCGAGACCAUCAGCAAUUUUCAAACGGCCUGUAGAGGGGGGAAACAGUUUGCUGGGCUAGCAGACAGAGAACCUUGCACACAGCCUUUGCUUCUGUGCCCUUCUUGGGGCGUCCAGUUGCAUCUGGUCGGCCGCCGUUGAGAAGAGAAUGGUGGCACCUUGGGAUGACUCAGCAACACAGUUCUUACUUUCCUACACCUUCGCCCUUUCGGCGUCCUUAAGCAGUUUUAAGACUGGCCUUAUUGGUUCAUCACCAAUGGUCUCCUGUCUGUCGCUUCAAGCUGGGCUCCUCACCUCCUGUCUCACGCAUCUGUAUCAAGGAUCAUUUCCCAAACAAAGGAAAGUUUCUAGGUUGUCAGAAGUGAUUUAAUAAAAAGAACCAU